UAAGAUGAGUGAUUCCGAAAGUUUACGUGGAUACAAUUACUUGUUCGGUGAAGCUGAUGAAAUCACCAACAGAAUUGAGGAAAAUCGCAGGCAACAUGGUAGAAACAAUGAUACUCCAACGCUCGUAUCACCGGGGCAUUUGUCUGAAAACAUUUCUCCUAUGAUGAAUUAUUACCAGCCUCAAAGCCAAUCUACCAUGUCUAUAUCUUUUAAUCCCAAUCCAACGGACAAUCAUCAGUUUCAAAAUCAACCUACCAUCCGAAGAACAUUCUGCUUGAGAUGUUUCUUGUCGAUGCUAAUAUCCUGGCUGAUGAGUUUUUUUGUACCAACAAAUAGUCCGAGACCAAUACGCAGGCCUUUGCCCUCUAACACGCCUUCUCCUUCUACCUCAGAACGUUCUGGGGAUCGACCUAACCAAGAUUCACUCGACGAAAUAAUCCAACGGAGUGUAGUGCCUGAAAGAGUAUUAAAUUUUGGUAUAGGAUUAACGAAGAGACAAAUUUCUCAAUUGCCAAUCAUCAAGUUUCAACCUUCUAUAGAAGAUGAAAAGUGUUUGAUAUGCCAGUCAGAUUAUGUUCGUGGAGAGAGAAUGAUAAUUUUACCAUGUACUCACAAGUACCACGAAGAAUGCAUUCGUACCUGGCUCAGAAACAGCAAGCUUUGCUGCGUUUGCCAAAAGGAAGUGGUUGUAUCAAACUAG
Messenger RNA from Raphanus sativus (radish), 700 nucleotides. RefSeq names its product RING-H2 finger protein ATL57. Gene Ontology annotation, molecular function: ubiquitin conjugating enzyme binding; ubiquitin-protein transferase activity. The record is from RefSeq and is a predicted model, not a curated record. Bases 5 to 700 code for a protein of 231 amino acids. The transcript has 5 exons. Lineage: Eukaryota; Viridiplantae; Streptophyta; Magnoliopsida; Brassicales; Brassicaceae. Gene Ontology annotation, biological process: protein ubiquitination; negative regulation of organ growth.